AUGAGCACCGAAGUCGACGAUAAUAAAGAUAUUCAUUCUAAUGAGGAAGUUCAACAAGAUAAUAAUGAAAUACCGCAAGAAAUCGAUCAACCAUUACAUUCAUCUAAAAACGAACAAAAAAUAGAAUCAUCCAUCGAUGAUAAGCAACUAGAAACUCAAUCAUCACCACUAUCGACAUGUGAUAACGAAGACAAUCUUCUAAAAAUUCCAUCCACUGAUAUCAACAAUGAAGAGGGCGAAGAAGGAGAAAAUUCAACAGCAGCAACUGUAUCUGAAGAGAAUUCGUCUGCUUUACCUCUAUCCGAAGAUGACAAUACGACUAGCGAUACUGUUCAAUUGGAAUCAUUGAAUCAAUCUGAUGAUACCCAUCAACUAUUGGAAACGAUCGCUGGUAAAUCGAAUAAAGACGCAUCGUUAACUAUCUUGAAUACACUUGUCGAAGGCGAUUUUGAUUUGGAUAAAAACUAUAUUAUACAAAAACCAAAAAAGUUCUAUGAAUUAUUUACUAUUUUUGAUAAAAUGUCUUCAUCAUUACAAGCUGAAAUACUUAGUGUAAUAAUUGGUGUCAUGCGAAAAAGUGAACGCAAUCUGUUGGCAUCAGUCGAUGCACAAAUCUAUGGCAUAGCAUUAGAACUUUUAAAUAGGAUUGAUGACGAUGUUGUUGCUGAUCUAUUAGUUGAUAUUCUAACAGUUUUAACAUCCUUAACAGUUAAUGUGAAUGAACUGAAAAUUCUGUUGCAUUAUCUUAAAACAGAAAAUCGUACAUGGAAAAAACAUGCAGUAAAAUUGUUGAACAUCUUUAAAAAUUUUCCAUACCGAUAUGGACCCGAUGAAUUUUUUAAUUUUCCUGGCCGAAAUGGUUCUGGUAUUGUUUUACCACCAAUUAAACUUUGGCCGUAUCAAAAUGGUUUCACGAUAUCAACAUGGUUUCGUAUUGAUCCUGUUGCUAAUGGUGUUAUUGAAAAAGAAAAGCCAUAUUUAUAUUGGUUUUGCAAUUCGAAAGGACAUGGUUAUACAGCGCAUUUUGUUGGAAACUGUUUAGUUAUUUCGUAUUCAAAAUUAAAAGAAAAAGCUUUUCAACACUGCAUACAAUUUGAAUUUAAACCACGAGAAUGGUAUAUGAUAACAUUCACACAUCUUUAUCAACGAUGGAGUAAAAGUAGUAUUCAUUGUUAUAUAAAUGGUCAACUUGUUUCCAACACAUUUUUUCCGUGGAGUAUUGAAAGUGCUGAUUUAUUUGAUAAAUGUUAUAUUGGUUGUACACCUGAUCGUAGUGAUCUAACAAGUUUCUCUGGUCAAUUAUCAACGUUCUAUCUAUUUAGUCUGUAUCUCGAACCGUUAAUUGUUCAAGGUUUAUAUAAAUUAGGACCAGCAUAUAAAAAUCAAUUUAAAUUUGAAAAUGAAAGUGCUCAUGUUCUAAAUGAUUCGCAAAGAAAAUCGAUGUAUGAUGGAAAACUAAUGAGUUCGAUCGUAUUUAAUUAUAAUCCUGUCGCAUGCGAAGAAAAACUUGUUUUACAAGCUGCACCGAAAACAAAUGUUUCCUAUUUCGUUCAUACCGCUCAUGCUCAAAUGUUAAGCAAUGUUCGAUCUGUAAUAACAUAUUCAAUUUAUUCAACAUUACACAGUGUGGGUGGUAUACAAGUGUUUUUCCCAUUAUUCGGUCAAUUAGAUCAUCAACAAGCUGACGGCUCAAUUAAUUAUAAUGUUUGCUCAAUAUUGCUUUCUACUCUGUGCGAAUUAAUUGAACGAUCAUAUACAAUUCAACAUCAAAUGCUUAAUUCCAAAGGUUUUCUCGCCAUUGGAUAUCAUCUUGAAAAGGCAUCGAGGCAACAUAUCAGCAUGGAUGUUCUCAAUUCUCUUAUAUCUUUAACAACAUUCUUUGUCAAAAUCGAAAGCAAAAAUAGUCCAUUAUUAUUGAAACAAUUAUUUGUUCAUAUUUUUUUCAAUCCUGCCAUUUGGAUUUAUUGUUCAGUUGAUGUUCAAAUGCGUUUAUACACAUAUUUAGCAAUCGAAUUCGUUGCUUAUUCUGAAAUAUAUCAUUUACUUCAACCGAUCAGUGAAAUAAUUCAAACAUUACAUACAAUAAAAUAUUUCUAUUGGGUUGUUGAUCCAAGUCAUCGAAGCGGUUUCAAACCAAAAGGUUCAGAUGGAAAUCGACCAACACGUGAACAAAUUAUUGAAAUGCGACGUUAUAUGUUACUCUAUUUAAAGCAACUUGUUAUCAGUAGUUCUGGUACUCAAGAAGAAGAACUUCAAGCAAUUCUUAAUUAUCUUCACACGGUCCAUGAAGAUGACAAUCUUGUUGAUGUUUUGGAUACGACUGUCAAUCUUAUGUCAGAAUAUCCAAGAGCAAUGGUACCCGCAUUCGAUCGCCGACAAGGAUUAAAAACGGUUUUCAAAUUAUUGGCAAGCAGUAGCGAGAUCACACGUUUACAAGCUUUAAAACUAUUGGGAUUCUUUCUUCAAAGAAGUACAGUAAAACGAAAAACUGAUGCAAUGCAGCCACACAAUCUAUUUUCUUUAUUGGCUGAUAGACUUUUACUGCAUCCAAAUAGUUUCACAAUGGCUACGUAUAAUGUUUUAUUUGAAAUACUUGUGGAAAAAGUGAGCGGAUUACUCGUCGAAAAGCGAACUUCAGAAAUUACACCCGAUUGGAAAAUUGAAAAUCCAGCCAUGAUCAAAGUCAUUGCGACAUUACUUCGACAUGCAUCUGAUAAUAUUCAUCAGUACGAUAUAAAAUUACGUUUUCUUGAUGAUUUAAUUUUACUUGCAUCAGCAAGUCGAGAUAAUCGAAGAACGAUUUUACAAAUGUCGGUUUGGCAAGAUUAUUUGUUUGGUCUUGCUUAUGUUUAUCCAACACAAGAAAUUCAAAUCGAAAUAACUGAUCGAGUUUUUGAUUUAUUAAAACUUUUACUGCAUCAUGCAAUCAAAUUUGAAUAUGGUGGAUGGCGUGUUUGGAUUGAUACACUUUCAAUUCUACAUGGACGAAUAACUAAAGAAGAUUACUAUCGAAAAGUUAAUCAAAUGGUUGAAAAUAUGAAAGAUAAUGAUGAAGAUGAACCAAGAACACCCACUGGCUCUCAAUCUCCAGUUGAUGAACAAUCAAUCUCAACACCGACUAAAUCAACAACAAGUCGUCAAGUCUUCAAGUCAAAACAAUUACCGCCAUAUACAAUAUCAGAAUUUAAAUAUGCACCCAUGCAUCUUCGUCUCUUAAAUAUUGUUUUUGAUUCGAUCGAAGUUGAUAUUCGUUUAUGGAGAUCAGAUACAACUAAACUCAUAACUGAAUCAAUCAAUAAUCCUGAUAAUCAAAUAUUUUGUGCUAAUGUUGUACAUAUUAUUUCUCAAAUGGCCGAUGUAUUAUGUAAUGCAUCUGGUGGUCUUUUACCGUUACUUGCUAGUGCAACAUCAGCCUCUCAUGAAAUUGAAUUAUUAGAAUAUACAGAAGGUUUAUCACCUAAAGAUGCAUUAAGAGUUUUAAAACGUGUUAUGGGCUUAUCGGAUUUAUUUAUACUUGGUAGUACUGCAAAUUUUUCUGAACUGGAACAAGAAAAAAGUAUGCCGAGUGGUGGUAUAUUGCGGCAAUGUCUUCGCUUAACCAUGACAACUGCUGUUCGCAAUUGUAUGGAAUGUCGUUUUCAAAAAUUUGAUUCAUCAAAACUUCCGACUCUAUCACCAUCAGCAGCGAAAGGUGUACAUAAAGAUCCACUUGAAACAAUACUUGAAUUAACUUAUUUAAUGAAUACAAGCGAAGCCGAAAAUGAGAGUGAAGAUGAAAAUGAUGACAUUUCACUUUUGAUAGCAUCGUUUAUAAAGAAUCCUGAAUCAGUUUUACAAGAACUUGAUAUUCAACGUUUGCGUGCUAUCAUCUAUCGUGAUGUGGAUGAUACAAAACAAUCGCAAUUCUUAGCAUUAGCUAUUGUUUAUUUUGCAUCAGUAUUGAUGGUAUCAAGAUAUCGAGACAUAAUUGAAACAAAUCAAACAAAUUUAUCUCGACAAACAUCUAUUAUCAGUGCAACACCUAGCUAUCGACAAGCGUCGAUAAGUGACGUUAAUGCGGAUACAAGUAGUCUUAAUGAUUCAACAUCGAUUAAUGAUACUAAUCAUAAGGAUACUGACGAGUCAGGAGUCAUUGAUGAUAAAACGAGUGGAAUUAGUAAAGUAGAUUCAGAAGCAACCGAUCAAGAUGCUACGAAUUUAAAUAAUACAAGCGCUACUUCUACUCAAUAUGCAAGUAUUGCCAGUAUUCCUACUAGCAAUCAGCCAGCAAUAAGUAAAACUGAAUUACCAGAAUCGAAACUUCCCGAGUAUCCAAAAGCAAAUUUUAAUUCAAAUGCAGCAGCAUCAUCAGCGUCAUCAUCGAUGAAUAUAACUGAAAAAUUAGAACGAGCAUUAUCGAACAUUGCACCAUUUUUACGUGAUAUCUUUACGGAAUUUUCACAUAUACUGACGAAAACAUUGGUCGGUUCACAUGGUCAAGAGCUAUUGCCCAAUGGUUUACAUGCUCUCAAACACUCAGCAUCAGUUGUAGAACUUGUCAUGCUUUUAUGUUCGCAAGAAUGGCAAAAUUCUCUUCAAAAACAUGCUGGCUUAGCUUUUAUAGAGUUAGUCAACGAAGGUCGUUUACUUGCUCAUGCAAGUAAAGAUCAUGUUGUUAAAGUUGCUAAUGAAGCAGAAUUUAUUCUUAAUCGUAUGCGUGCUGAUGAUAUACGUAAGGCAAGUGAAUUCGAACAGCUUUCAGCACAGACAACUGUUGAACGUAAAGGCGAAGAGCAACUAUGUGAACAUUUUAUAACUGCAGCACGCCAACGACAUCAAGCUAUUGCAUCACGUUUACAAGAGAAAUAUUUAGCGAUGAUGAUCAAUGAUAAAACUGCUUAUUUAAAUAGUUCACGUCCGUUUUGGAAAUUAGACCCAUGGGAAGAUGAUCUAAGACGACGACGACGCUUAGUACGUAAUCUACAUGGCACAAUUCAUAGCGAGGCAACACAAAAAUCAUCAUUCAAUGGCACGAAUGAUGAUUUAAUUACGGGUGUUAUUCAAGAAGAAAAUUUAUUAAAACAAUUAAAACAACAAAAAGUACAAAAUUUUAAUCAAACAACAGCUGACGAAGAAGACAUGUUACAAGUCGAUGAAAAAGAUCUUGAUCAUGACUUUUCUGGUCCAAUACGAUUCUCAACUGAAUGUUCACUUAUCUGUGGUACAGCUGUUGUACAUGGAGCUUUAGCUCUCACACAUAACGCCAUGUUAUUUGAUGCUGAUGAAUACGAUGAUAGUUUUUCUAAAUUCGAUGCAAAAAUGUUUCCUUAUAUUGAUAAUCUUCAUGGCAAAUGGCAUUUUACCGAAAUACGUGCCAUAUUUUCCAGAAGAUAUCUUUUACAAGAAAAAGCAUUAGAAAUAUUCGUUUCGAAUAGAACGAGCGUUAUGUUUGCAUUUAAUGAUCGCUCAGUUGUUAAAAAAGUUGUAAACUUUUUACCUCGAGUUGGCGUUGGUGGCCGUUAUGGAUUACCACAACAACGACGAACGGCAUUAGCGUCACCGAAACAAUUGUUUCGUUCAGCUAAUAUGACACAACGAUGGCAACGACGAGAAAUUUCAAAUUUUGAAUAUCUCAUAUAUCUUAAUACUAUCUCAGGUCGUACCUAUCAAGAUUUAAAUCAAUAUCCAAUAUUUCCAUGGAUUAUAGCGGAUUAUGAAAGUGAAAAACUUGAUUUAAAUUCACCAACAACCUAUCGAGAUCUGUCUAAACCUGUCGGAGCAUUGAAUCCAACAAGAAAAGCAUUUUUUAUCGAACGUUAUAAUAAUUGGGAAUCAGAUACAAUGCCACCAUUCCAUUACGGUACACAUUAUUCAACAGCAGCAUUUACACUCAGUUGGCUCAUUCGAUUGGAACCGUUUACAACGUUUUAUUUGAAUUUACAAGAAGGAAAAUUCGAUCAUGCCAAUCGAGUAUUUCAUUCGAUUCCAGUUUCGUGGCAAAAUUGUCAACGUGAUUCGUCUGAUGUUAAAGAAUUAAUACCGGAAUUCUUUUCUCUACCGGAAAUGUUUACUAAUUGUAAUCAUUAUAAAUUAGGCCGAACAGAAGACGGACUGAAAGUUGAUGAUGUUAUUUUACCUAAAUGGGCGGAAACACCAGAAGAUUUCAUUCGAAUCAAUCGAGCGGCAUUGGAAUCAGAAUUUGUUUCAUGUCAUUUACAUCAUUGGAUUGACUUGAUAUUUGGUUAUAAACAAAGAGGUCCUGAAGCUGUCCGUGCAGUUAAUGUCUUCUAUUAUUUAACUUAUGAAGGUACAGUUAAUCUUGAUUCUAUAACAAAUCCAACCGAUCGUACUGCUAUUGAAACGCAAAUAAGAAAUUUUGGUCAAGCGCCAUCACAACUCUUAACUGAACCACAUCCACCAAGAAACUCAGCAAUGAAUUUAACUCCUAUGAUGUACAAUGUUUCACCAGAAGAUGUAUCAAUGAUAAUGAAAUUUUCGUCGAACGCUCCCAUUAUUCACGUUUCUGCUAAUACAAAUCCAGUACAUUCGAUACAGGCUGUUGUUACAAUUAGUAAUAAACAUGAUUUUUCUAUAAACAAAUACCAUUCGAAUGCUGGUGGAUCAACCCAACCCUAUUCAGAUGGAUCACAAUCAUCUACUCAACAACAAGCACAAUUGCCGUUAAGCAUGGAUUCAAUUUUAGUAUCAAAUUUAAACUUGAGUCGCCGUAAUUUGGGUGAUAAUUUUGAUGAACGUAUUCAACAACGACAUCAAAGUUUUGUUGUUACUGCCGAUAAUCGGCAUAUCAUUUCUACUGGCUAUUGGGACAAAAGUUUUCGCGUACAAAAUACUGAUAUGGCUAAGAUUACUCAAGUACUCUAUGGACAUUUUGAUAUUGUCACAUGUGUAUGCCGUUCGGAGAUAACUAUCGCGGGAAAUUGUUUUCUUGCAACUGGUUCACGCGAUUGUACAGUUUGCGUUUGGAUAUGGAAUGGAACAAAAUGUGCAAUAGUCGAUCGGGAAUAUCCAAAUCAAGAAAUAAAUCCAUCGCCAGCUGCAAUUUUAACGGGUCACGAUACAGAAAUUACAUGUCUAUGGAUAUCAGCAGAGCUUGGUAUUGUUUUAAGUGGUAGCGAACAAAGCCUUGUACUUCAACAUACACUUAAUGGUGAUAUAUUACGUUCAUUUGAAAAUCCUACGAAACUAUCGACACCACGCCUUAUAUCGCCAUCGAAUGAUGGUGAUAUUAUUGUUUGUUAUGAUCGUUCGAAAUUAUGUUUGUAUACAUUAAAUGGAAAAUUAAUGAGACAAGCUAUAUUUGAAGAUGAAACUAUUCAAAGUAUGGUUUUAAAUGCUGAUAGUCAAUAUACGGUAAUUGGCGGUGAUCGAGGUUUUGUACAAAUUGUCCGAACACAUGAUUUGCAGCCUGUUUAUGCUUAUCCGCAAUGUGAUGCCAGUAUUCGUUCAUUAGCAAUAACUCACGAUCAAAAAUAUAUCAUGGCUGGUCUUUCUACAGGUUGUUUGAUCGUAUUUAAUGUUAAUUUUAAUGUUCUUAAUCAACCCCGACGAGAACCAGGAACGCCUACUGCAAAUGUUUAA
Rotaria socialis is the source of this 7578-nucleotide messenger RNA. Lineage: Eukaryota; Metazoa; Rotifera; Eurotatoria; Philodinida; Philodinidae. The record is from the annotation of a GenBank genome assembly.